Molecule: messenger RNA, 1140 nt
Organism: Dioscorea cayenensis subsp. rotundata (Guinea yam)
Lineage: Eukaryota; Viridiplantae; Streptophyta; Magnoliopsida; Dioscoreales; Dioscoreaceae
Exons: 2
Coding region: 1-1140 (379 amino acids)
Source: RefSeq, a predicted model, not a curated record
AUGAUUGACAAGAUUAAAAAUUUGUGCUCCCGCUGGAAAACUUAUAAACUUUCCUCUACUGCUAAGUCCAUCCUUAUCAACUCUUCUAUUCUCUCUAUUCCCACCUAUUAUUUGUCUGCUUAUCCUGUUCCUGACUCGGUUCUCCAGGAGAUUUCUAGUAAAUCUGAGGGGGGCUUGGGUCUUCAUAACCUCUCUUAUGCCAAGACUUCCCUUAUGGCUAAAAACGUGUUUAAAUACCUGAAUUCAGAUAUUAUCUUUUGGGUUGAUAUUGCUCGCCAUAAGUACGGUCGUCUUAACUUCUGGACUGAUCAUAUCCCUGCAAAUUGCUCCUGGUUUUUCAAAGGUCUCUGUAGAACAGCUAGCACUCUUAAGCAGAAUCUGUGGAUCAAAUCCUUUAAUCCAACUCAGACUUCUUUUUUGUUUGAUCCUUGGUUAUUUGAAAUUCCUCUUGCUUUCAAGCCUACUUAUUUAAAUGUUAACACUGAUCUGAAUGCUUAUCAUUUAUCUGAUUUGAUUGAUAAUGGCCAGUGGAAUCAUGGUUUUCUCUGUUUAAUUUUUGGAAACUUCUUAGGUCCUUUGAUUCCUUGCAUUAGUGCCUAUGAUUGUGAGAGAAAUAGUUACUGGGUUUGGCAACCUCAUUCCUCUAACCUUAAAAUAUCAUCUGCCAUCUAUUAUCAUUUAAAUCACAACUCUGAUUCAACUAUGGCUUGGCGAGGUUGGGAUAAGCUUUGGAAGUUGUAUGUUGCUCCGCGCGUUAAGCAUUUUAUCUGGCUUAUGUUUCAUGGUCGCAUCUCUACUAUUGAUUUUCUCAAUAGCAUCAAUAUUGGACCUCAUACUUUAUGUGUUUUCUGCAACAUUGAAUCUAAAUCCAUUGAUCACAUCUUUCUAGAUAGCCGUUGUGCACAGUUGGUUUGGAAUUUGCUAAACUAUAACCUUGGCAUUAAUAUUUCCUUCCCUGAUUUAAUUUCUGCUGGUUUAUGGAUCUCUGAUUAUAACUUUUCUAUUCAUAUUGUAUCUGUUAUUGCUGCCACUAUUUGGUUUUUGUGGAAGGCUCGCUGUGAUCUCAUCUUCAACAAUAUCAAACCCAAGUUUUCUAACAUUCUUUCUAAAGUUGUUAUCCAUGUCCAGGAAUUUAUGUAG